Molecule: messenger RNA, 1393 nt
Organism: Nycticebus coucang (slow loris)
Lineage: Eukaryota; Metazoa; Chordata; Mammalia; Primates; Lorisidae
Gene: CLUL1
Product: clusterin like 1
Exons: 7
Coding region: 14-1393 (459 amino acids)
Source: RefSeq, a predicted model, not a curated record
UAACAGCAGGAACAUGAAGCCACCACUCCUGGUGUUUACUGUCUAUCUGCUAUGGUUGAAAGAUUGUCACUGUGCACCUACGUGGAAGGAUAAAACAGCGAUCGGUGGCAACCUGAAGAGUUUUUCUGAGGCUGGGGAGAUAAAUGUAGGUGAAGAGGUGAAAAAGGCCUUGAUCGGUAGUAAGCAAAUGAAAAUUGUGAUGGGAAAGAAAGAGGAGGAACAUUCCAAUCUAAUGAAAACCCUGAAGAAAUGCAGAGAAGAAAAGCAGGAGGCCUUGAAACUUAUGAAUGAAGUUCAAGAACACCUGGAAAAAGAAGAAAGGCUCUGCCACGUGUCUUUGGCAGAUUCCUGGGAUGAAUGCAGGUCGUGCCUAGAAAGCGACUGCAUGAGAUUUUAUACGAACUGCCAACCUAGUAGGUCCUCUGUGAAAAAUACGAUUGAACAGUUUUUCAGGAAGAUAUAUCAGUUUCUAUUUCCCUUCCAUGAAGAUGAUGAAACAGAUCUCCCCAUCAGUGAACAGUUCCUGGAGGAAGACUCACAGCUAACCCACUUGGAGGACAUGUUCAGCCAGCUGACUGUGGACGUGAAAUCUCUCUUUAACAGGAGUCUUAAUGUCUUCAAACAGAUGCAGCAAGAAUUUGACCAAGCUUUUCAAUCAUAUUUCAUGUCAGAUACAGAUGUAAUAGAGUCUUACUUUUCUCCGGCUUUAUCCAAAGAGCCAACAAAAAAGGAGGAUUUUGUGCAAAAUUGGGACCUUCCCAACUUCUUCCAGCUGUUCUAUAAUUUCAGUCUCUCUAUUUAUGAAAGUGUCGGCGAAACAAUUACUGAGACACUGAAUGCAAUAGAAGAUUUACCAAAACAGGACAAAGGCCCUGACCAGGGAGACUUGAUGUUACCUGCACAGGACAGAAGAUUGUGUGGGGAGCUUGGCCAGAAUUCGUCAGAAUGUUUCAAAUUUCAUGAAAGAUGCCAAAAAUGUCAGGAUUACCUAUCUGAAGACUGUCCUGAUGUACCUGAACUAUACACAGAAUUAGAAGAGGCCCUCAGGUUGGUCAAUGUAUCCAGUCAGCAAUACACCGAGGUCCUGCGGAUGACCCAGCAGCACUUGGAGGACACCACCUAUCUGAUGGAGAGGAUGAGAUGGCAAUUUGGUUGGGUGUCUGAACUGGCAAACCAAAUCCCAGAAACUGAGAUCAUCUUUAAUUCAAUCAAGGUCGUUCCAAGUGUUCGUGAAGAUAAUUUUUCCAAACAAAAUGAAACAACAAGCAUCCUGCCUUCUUCUAAUUUCACACUUAAGAGCCCUUUGGAAGAAAGUGCUGAGAGUUCUAACGUCAUUGGCUACUUAGUGGCGAAAGCUCUACUUCAUAUUAAGAAACAUUUUAAAAACUGGUAA